CUUUGAAGUGUCAUCUUGUGCACUGUGCCUUUCGCGGCGAAUUGGGGUGAAGUCGUGAACCCCUCCGCAGUCGUAAGGCCUCCGCACUCCGCCGCCGCUGUUCCGUCCGCACACUGCUGUUAGUUACAACUUACAGACGUCGUCUUUCUCUUUGCUGCUAGUCCGCGUUUGGUGUUUCACAAUUGUGACUCUCAGACUUUUUGCAGUUGCAAGCCCAUUUGUGAAUCUCUCAUUGCUAGUAGAUUGAAGAAACCUGAAACAGUAGAUCUCCCUUGUUGCCUUCUGAUCCUUACCAGAGUUCAGGCUAGAAUCAGAGCUGACUAUGUUGACAAGAGGCUGAGGUGACAAAAGCUAUGGCCUCAAAGCUUCUUUUGCAGAGAAGGCUCUUCAGGUUUUUGCAACUGUCACCACCCUUUUCUUCCAUUCAUGCAGCCCCGUUCUAUUCAGUGAAAGCUUCACAAUUCUUGUCUCUCUACAAGGAGAAUGCCGUCCUUCCUCCUCUCUCAUCUUCUUCUAGAAAUAUCUGCUCUCGCAGUUCUAAUCUUGAUGACUCUCAAGGUCCCUUGACUAUUGAUUACAGUUCUCUACUACAGGAGGGUGAAUUCCACAGACUGGCUGAUUCCACAAUACAUAGCCUACAAGAGAAAUUAGAGGACUAUGGAGACUCAGUUGAAGUUGAUGGAUUUGACAUAGACUAUGGGAAUGAUGUAUUGACUGUAAAACUUGGCGAUCUUGGCACCUAUGUUUUGAACAAACAAACACCAAAUAGACAACUCUGGCUGUCUUCUCCAGUAAGUGGUCCAUCAAGGUUUGAUUGGGAUCGGGAUACUAAAGCUUGGAUUUAUAGGCGGAACAAAGCAAACUUAUAUAAAAUUUUGGAAGGUGAAUUGGAGCAGUUAUGUGGCAAACCUAUUGUACUUUCCUAAGCUGUGGAGAAGGUGCUCCCUAAUCGUGAUUUUUUAUUUUAGAAGGUAAAUUAAUGAUGAUGAGCCAUUGGCGUUAGCAUGCACGUGAAGUUUUUUAUUUAUUAUUUUUUCCCCCACACUUGGCACCUUCACUGUAUCAGUUAUACUAUUUCUAUCAUAAAGUGCGUGACUGGUUUAAAAUAACUUGCGUGAUAUGAGAUAAAUGUUCACUUGGUUGGUUUCACAUUGGAGAAUUGAUUUUGGCUCCCGAGUAUGGAUUGGUAGACAAAAUUUUGUGACUCAAAAUGGAAAUGGAAAUAUAGACUAAACUAGUUUGGAUUUUGAUAUUUA
This is a messenger RNA of Cajanus cajan (pigeon pea), 1256 nucleotides long. It is a transcript of the gene FH, whose product is annotated as frataxin-like protein. Gene Ontology annotation, biological process: intracellular iron ion homeostasis; iron incorporation into metallo-sulfur cluster. Gene Ontology annotation, molecular function: ferrous iron binding; iron chaperone activity; ferric iron binding. NCBI's taxonomy places the organism in Eukaryota, Viridiplantae, Streptophyta, Magnoliopsida, Fabales, Fabaceae. Gene Ontology annotation, cellular component: mitochondrion. The record is from RefSeq and is a predicted model, not a curated record.